CUCCCCAGCACCGCCAGACGUGCCGGGAGUCACAGGGUAGAACACGUAGCGCCAGCCACCCACUCGCUCCCAUUUAACCCAGCCUGCCGCCUCCCAGCGACUCCUCAGCUCGCGCCCUGCCCCGGCCGCGCGGAGAUGAGCAGCGCGCCCUGAGCCGUCUGCAGCCCCGGAGCCGGUCCCGACGCCAGCGGGGUUCUCCGAGGAGCUCGCCGCGCACCCGGCGCUGACCGAUUUCGCUGCUUUCGGCGAGGCUAAGUUUCAGCAGAGCCCCCCCUGCAAAGCCUCCCAAGCUGCAAUGGAAAUGAUCCCCAGCGCCCAGCCCCCUCCCGCCUGCCUGGGCAAGCUGCCUGCGCUGGAGAGCAACGAGAUGCCCGGGCUGGCCUUUUCUCACAUGUAUCAAGUGUACAAGCCCAGGAGAGGGUUAAAAAAAAGUGAAGACAAUAAGGAGACCUAUAAAUUGCCCCACAGACUGAUAGAGAAGAAGAGACGUGAUAGGAUUAAUGAGUGCAUCGCCCAACUGAAAGAUCUCUUACCAGAACAUCUCAAACUUACAACUUUAGGUCAUUUGGAGAAGGCGGUGGUUCUUGAACUUACCUUGAAGCAUGUGAAAGCACUAACUAAUCUCAUUGAGCAGCAGCAACAGAAAAUAAUUGCUUUACAGAAUGGUUUACAAGCUGGUGACUUAUCAUCGAGAAACCUUGAUACCAGCCAGGAAAUGUUUCAAUCUGGUUUCCAGAUGUGUGCCAAGGAAGUGCUGCAAUACCUGGGAAAGCAUGAGAACACCAGGGAUCUGAAAUCUUCUCAGCUGGUCAGUCAUCUGCACCGAAUGGCCUCUGAGGUUCUCCAGGGCGGAGCCAGCCGAAAAGCUGGAGAUGCGCCCCUGAAAACGGUGGACUUGAAGGAGAAGUCUGGCUCUUUGCCCAAAACUGCUGAGGGUUAUGGCAAGAACUGUGUGCCUGUUAUACAGAGGACUUUUGCACACUCCAGUGGAGAGCAGAGCGGGAGCGACACAGACACAGACAGUGGGUAUGGAGGAGAGCUGGAGAAAAGUGAUUCAAACGCUGAUCAACAGUAUUUUCCAAAGGAUACGGGACUCAACUAUACCAUGCAAGAGAGAAUAAGCUCUAUUAAGCAAGAGACUGAGGACCCACCAGCCAAAAGGACCAGAAUGGAAACUUCAGAAGACGAAGGCCAUUUUAGCAGUGAUCUGAUUGGCUCUUCAAGUAGUUUUUUGGGCCCUCACCCUCACCAGCCUCCUUUGUGCCUGCCUUUUUAUUUGAUCCCACCAUCCGCAACUGCCUAUCUGCCUAUGCUGGAGAAGUGUUGGUACCCGGCUUCCAUGCCUGUCUUGUACCCAAGUCUCCCAGCCUCUGCUGCAGCACUUUCAGGGCUAAUGAACCCAGAUAAAAUCUCUCCAUCUCUCCUGAUGCCUCAGAGACUUCCUUCUCCACUACCAGUCCAUUCCCCUAUCGACUCCUCAGCUCUGCUUCAAGCUUUGAAGCAGAUUCCUCCUUUGAACUUGGAAACCAAAGACUAAGCACAGUGUGACCGUUUUUCUUUUUCUUUUCUUUUUUUUAAGUUUGAGGCUCUUUCAGUUUUAUAUAUCGGCUGGACUGAGGUGUGGGGAUAAAGGUUCAUUGAGAGUAGGAAGCAAAAUCCACUUUUCUCUGACUUGUCAGAUAGCGUGGGAAAGGAUGAAGGAUGCACCCAGGUUAGCCAUUUGGGGGAGUUUAAAAGGAAAAAAAAAAAAAAAGGUUUUCUUUGUGCUUUACCCUUUACUCUCCCCAUCUA
Molecule: messenger RNA, 1791 nt
Organism: Trachemys scripta elegans
Lineage: Eukaryota; Metazoa; Chordata; Testudines; Emydidae
Gene: BHLHE40
Product: basic helix-loop-helix family member e40
Exons: 5
Coding region: 296-1537 (413 amino acids)
Biological process (GO): anterior/posterior pattern specification; circadian regulation of gene expression; regulation of transcription by RNA polymerase II
Cellular component (GO): nucleus
Molecular function (GO): RNA polymerase II cis-regulatory region sequence-specific DNA binding; DNA-binding transcription factor activity, RNA polymerase II-specific; protein dimerization activity
Source: RefSeq, a predicted model, not a curated record